Messenger RNA from Psylliodes chrysocephalus, 1352 nucleotides. The record is from the annotation of a GenBank genome assembly. Lineage: Eukaryota; Metazoa; Arthropoda; Insecta; Coleoptera; Chrysomelidae.
CAUAUGACAUGCUCUUUGACAUAUUUAUUUAUCAAAAAUGGCUGAUAUUUUUUUGACAAAUCGUUGUUAAAAAGUAAACAUAGAUAUAAAAAAUAAGUAAAUCGAAUAAUAGAUUAAAUAGAACAUAACUUACCUAAAUGAUUUGACGAUGGCAAUGCUUAGGGCUUUAAGUAGAAAUAUACCUUAUUUAAAACAACAAUUCGGGGCUCUAUUGGGCAACACUAGUACCUCCGUAAAGUUUAUCUGCGGAGUAGUACUCUUCAGCUAUGGAUUAUCGUUUUCUGAAGAGGCGGUACGAGUUAUAUCCGUCACUCCUGGAUAUUUAAUGCCCUCAUCUUUCUGGCUGUGGACAGCUUUUACGUUUUGUUUUAUGGAAAUACAUUUUUGGGAAGUGUUAGUGGACAUUGUAACAGUCGGACUGUGUGGAAAGCUAAUCGAACCGUUAUGGGGGCAAAUGGAAAUGAUGACUUUCUUCGCAAUCGUAAAUUUCGGUGUUGCUGUAAUCACUACAGCGUUUUACUUUAUCUUGUAUUGUUGUACUUUCAAUGCAGAAUAUUUGUUUAGUGUACACAUUCACGGUUUGGCUGGAUACAUAGCUGGAGUUUGUGUAGCUGUGAAACAAAUUAUGCCUGAUUUAGUUAUUAUUAAGACACCAUUGGGGAAAUUAAGCAAUCGAAAUGUACCAUUGACAGUAUUUUUCUUUUCAGUCUUAUUUAAAAUUGUAGGACUUGUAGAUGGUACUUACCCUACGAUGUUUUUUAGUGGACUAAUUGUUAGUUGGAUCUAUUUGAGGUUUUACCAGAAACAUUCGAAUGGUACAAGGGGCGAUAUGGCUGAUUAUUUUACAUUUGCAAGCUUUUUUCCGAAUGUCAUCCAGCCUCCCAUUGCUGUUCUAAGUAAUGUGGUUCACACUGGUUUAGUUAAAAUAGGAAUUUGCAGGAAAGUGAUUAGAAAAUUUGACAUGUCUAAUCCAACAGGUGUUACUGUAACAGUUCCUAUCGCAGAUCAACAUGAUAUGGAAAGAAGAAGACAAAUUGCUUUGAAAGCAUUAAGCGAACGCCUAUCCAAAUCAGCCCCCCAGAAGCAGAGCACAAAAACAUUGUUACCUCUGCAUGCACCAUCGACAUCCAAACAGCAGACUCAUAGUUCAAAUGUUACACCUCAGGUUCAAUUAAGCGUGAUUCCCCCAAACUUAAUCCAAAAAACUGAAGAAUGAGAAUUAGUAAGUAAUUAAGUAAAACACUUAUGUAUAAAAGAAUUGUUACAUUAUUUUGUAAGAUUUGAAGUCAUAUUAAUAAAUAAAAUAUUUAUUGUUUGUAAUUUUAUUUUAGAUAUAUUUUGAAAUACAAUUU